GCGGGCUAGACUGAGGCUAGUUACCACGUCAGUGAGCUGACAGGGAAGGUAUCCGGCUUUUACCGGCGGUCCCGGCUAACUCCUGCUGCCGGCCGUGUGGUCCCACGCCGACUUCGACCUCCACCUGCAGAGUGCAGGCUCCUUCCCCUUUCCCAUCUGCCGCCAGAACCGGGAGAACCACUCGGAGACGCCUCCGGGAAGCCGGACUAGACAUGAGCAGCGGCUGCGGGUCCUGGGACUAGGCCCCGCCAUUUUGGAUCCGCUGACAGGUUUGCCAGGAUGGUGGAUAAAAAUAUUUACAUCAUUCAAGGGGAGAUUAACAUUGUGGUUGGGGCCAUCAAACGAAAUGCCCGAUGGAGCACCCAUACACCACUGGAUGAAGAACGGGACCCUCUGCUGCAUAGCUUCAGUCAUCUCAAGGAGGUUCUAAACAGUAUAGCAGAACUGUCAGAGAUUGAGCCCAAUGUAUUCCUUCGUCCUUUUCUGGAAGUGAUUCGCUCUGAAGACACCACCGGCCCCAUCACUGGACUGGCACUUACUGCCGUCAACAAGUUCCUGUCCUAUGCACUUAUAGAUCCUACUCAUGAGGGCACAGCAGAGGGCAUGGAGAAUAUGGCAGAUGCUGUCACUCAUGCCCGUUUUGUGGGCACAGAUCCUGCCAGCGAUGAGGUUGUCCUGAUGAAAAUCCUUCAGGUUCUACGGACCCUGUUGCUGACUCCAGUGGGUGCCCAUCUAACCAAUGAAUCUGUGUGUGAGAUUAUGCAGUCUUGCUUCCGGAUCUGUUUCGAAAUGAGGCUCAGUGAGUUAUUGAGAAAAUCCGCAGAGCACACUCUCGUAGACAUGGUGCAGCUGCUCUUCACAAGGUUACCUCAGUUUAAAGAAGAACCCAAGAGCUAUGUUGGGACCAACAUGAAAAAGAUUUCUCCAUGUCUCCUCAACAAACUGGAGCUAAGUAGUGGGGAGCAGACCAAAGCCCUGAACCAGUUAGAGAGGGUACUUCUCUUUAAGAACCUCAAGCUGAAAAUGAGAGCAGGAGGCAUGAGUGAUGCAUCCAAAUGGAAGAAACAGAAGAAAUCCCCCCGCCCCCCACGCCAUAUGACCAAAGUCAGCCCAAGUUCAGAGCUACACACUCCCAGUGGAACCACCUUGUCCUCUAACCUCACUGGUGGUAUGCCCUUCGUUGAUGUGCCUACUCCUGUCUCCUCUGUGAGUUCAGAAGCUGCCUCAGCAGUGGUCAGCCCCUCUACAGACAGUGGCCUGGAAUUUUCCUCCCAGACUACCUCCAAGGAGGAUCUCACUGACCUGGAACAACCUGGCUCUCCUGGCUAUAGCACCGCUCCUGAGUCUGGGAGCAAUGAGUCAGGGGUCCCUGAGCAGUCUGACCUCCAGCAGGAAAGGGCCCAAGUGGAAAAGGCCCAGUCAGCAUCCGUGGAAUCCAUCCCAGAAGUGUUAGAGGAGUGCGCCUCUGCUGCUGACCACUCUGACUCGGCCUCUGUCCAUGACAUGGAUUACGUCAACCCCCGGGGUGUGCGUUUUACACAGUCCUCCCAGAAAGAAGGCACAACUUUGGUUCCCUAUGGUCUGCCCUGCAUUCGUGAGCUCUUCCGCUUCCUUAUCUCCCUCACCAAUCCACACGACCGCCAUAACUCAGAGGUUAUGAUCCACAUGGGACUGCAUUUGCUGACAGUGGCCCUUGAAUCAGCUCCUGUGGCUCAGUGCCAGACGCUCUUGGGCCUCAUUAAGGAUGAGAUGUGUCGCCACUUAUUCCAGCUGCUCAGUGUAGAUCGACUGAACCUUUACGCUGCUUCCCUGCGAGUAUGCUUCCUGCUGUUUGAGAGCAUGCGGGAGCACCUCAAGUUUCAGCUGGAGAUGUACAUCAAAAAGCUCAUGGAGAUCAUCACUGUGGAGAACCCCAAGAUGCCUUACGAGAUGAAGGAGAUGGCACUGGAGGCCAUCGUGCAGCUGUGGCGCAUCCCAAGCUUUGUCACUGAGCUCUACAUCAACUAUGACUGUGACUUCUACUGUUCAAACCUCUUUGAAGACCUCACCAAGCUGUUGUCCAAGAAUGCCUUCCCUGUGUCGGGUCAACUCUAUACAACACACCUGCUGUCUCUUGAUGCCCUGUUGACAGUAAUCGACAGCACUGAGGCACACUGUCAGACCAAAGUCCUCAAUAGCCUCACCCAACAGGAGAAGAAAGAACCAGCCCAAGUCAGCCAUGAGGCAGUGGAUGUCACCCAAGAAGCUAGCAAUACUGAGAGAGCAGUCAGCGAUGGGAAGACUGUAAGCAUGGCCCCAGAUGUCCCAGGCCUGCAUCUGCCGAGUGGAGGGCAGCUGCCAGGAGAACAUGGAAAGCUGGGAUGCGGUGAUCUGGAGGAAUCUGGUGACUCUGGGGCUGACAAAAAGCUUACCAGGAAGCCACCUCGAUUUUCCUCUCUCCUGCCAGAUCCACGAGAACUAAUUGAAAUUAAAAACAAAAAAAAGCUGCUAAUCACUGGCACAGAGCAAUUUAACCAGAAGCCAAAGAAAGGGAUCCAGUUUCUACAGGAGAAAGGCCUUCUCACCAUCCCCAUGGACAAUACAGAGGUAGCCCAGUGGCUCCGAGAGAACCCUCGACUAGACAAGAAAAUGAUUGGAGAGUUUGUGAGUGACCGCAAAAACAUUGACCUGUUGGAGAGCUUUGUGAGCACCUUUAAUUUUCAAGGUCUGCGACUGGAUGAAGCUCUCCGCCUCUACCUGGAAGCCUUCCGUUUGCCUGGAGAAGCACCUGUCAUCCAUAGGUUGCUGGAGGCAUUCACAGAGCAUUGGAGGAAUUGUAAUGGCUCCCCAUUUGCCAAUAGCGAUGCCUGCUUUGCCCUGGCCUAUGCUGUCAUCAUGCUUAACACUGACCAGCACAACCACAAUGUUCGCAAACAGAAUGCACCCAUGACUCUGGAGGAGUUUCGCAAAAACCUAAAAGGUGUGAAUGGAGGCAAGGAUUUUGAGCAGGACAUCCUGGAAGACAUGUACCAUGCCAUCAAGAAUGAGGAAAUUGUGAUGCCGGAGGAACAGACAGGCUUGGUUCGGGAGAACUAUGUCUGGAAUGUUCUUCUUCAUCGUGGUGCCACUCCCGAGGGCAUAUUCCUGCGUGUGCCUACCGGCAGCUAUGAUCUUGACCUCUUCACCAUGACCUGGGGACCCACUAUUGCUGCUCUCUCUUACGUCUUUGACAAGAGCCUUGAGGAGACAAUCAUCCAGAAAGCCAUCUCAGGCUUCAGGAAAUGCGCCAUGAUUGCCGCCCACUAUGGCCUCAGCGACGUAUUUGACAAUCUCAUCAUCUCUCUGUGCAAAUUUACAGCUCUCAGUAGUGAGUCUAUUGAGAACCUGCCCAGUGUAUUUGGAAGCAACCCUAAAGCCCACAUUGCAGCCAGGACAGUUUUCCAUUUGGCUCAUCGUCAUGGUGACAUCCUGCGGGAGGGCUGGAAGAAUAUCAUGGAGGCCAUGCUGCAACUAUUCCGAGCCCAACUGCUACCCAAGGCCAUGGUGGAGGUUGAAGAUUUUGUGGAUCCCAAUGGCAAGAUUUCUCUACAACGAGAAGAGACUCCUUCAAACCGAGGAGAGUCAACAGUGCUGAGCUUUGUGAGUUGGCUGACUCUGAGUGGACCUGAGCAGUCAAGUGUGCGGGGUCCAUCCACCGAGAACCAAGAGGCAAAGAGAGUAGCAUUGGACUGCAUCAAGCAAUGUGACCCAGAAAAGAUGAUCACAGAAAGUAAGUUCCUGCAGCUGGAGUCCCUACAGGAGCUCAUGAAGGCUCUGGUCUCAGUGACACCAGAUGAAGAGACAUAUGAUGAGGAAGAUGCUGCUUUCUGUUUGGAGAUGCUGCUCAGGAUUGUGUUGGAGAACAGGGAUCGUGUGGGCUGCGUGUGGCAGACAGUCCGAGAUCAUCUGUACCACCUCUGUGUCCAAGCACAAGAUUUCUGCUUCCUUGUGGAGCGAGCAGUAGUGGGCCUGCUGCGCCUGGCCAUCCGGCUGCUCCGAAGGGAGGAGAUCAGUGGCCAGGUAUUGCUCUCCCUGCGAAUUUUGCUGCUGAUGAAGCCCAGCGUGCUAUCCCGAGUCAGCCACCAGGUUGCCUAUGGGCUCCAUGAACUCCUUAAGACCAACGCAGCCAACAUCCACUCGGGCGAUGACUGGGCCACUCUCUUCACACUGCUGGAAUGCAUCGGCUCAGGCGUGAAGCCUCCAGCUGCUGCUCUACAGGCCACAGCCAGGACUGAUGCACCUGACACUGGGGCCCAGUCUGACAGCGAGCUCCCAUCCUACCAUCAAAAUGACAUGAACCUGGACAGAGGGUACACUUCCGACUCAGAGGUCUAUACUGACCAUGGCCGGCCUGGAAAGAUACACCGAUCAGCCACAGAUGCUGAUGUAGUCAACAGUGGUUGGUUAGUGGUAGGGAAGGACGACAUUGACAACUCCAAGCCGGGCUCGGGACCCAGCCGGCCAGGCCCUUCCCCGCUGGUUAAUCAGUACAGCCUAACAGUGGGAUUGGAUCUGGGGCCACACGACACCAAGUCCUUGCUUAAGUGUGUGGAAUCGCUGUCCUUCAUUGUCCGUGAUGCUGCCCACAUCACACCCGACAAUUUUGAACUCUGUGUGAAAACUCUGCGCAUCUUUGUGGAAGCCAGUCUGAAUGGUGGAUGCAAGUCCCAGGAGAAACGGAGCAAGAGUCACAAAUACGACAGCAAAGGAAACCGCCUUAAGAAGAAAACCAAGGAGGGCUCAAUGCUUCGGAGACCUCGGGCCUCCAGCCAACAUGCCACUCGGGGUGGGCAUAGCGAUGAAGAUGAGGAUGAAGGCGUGCCUGCCAGCUACCAUACGGUGUCUUUACAGGUCAGUCAGGACUUGCUAGACCUGAUGCACACCCUGCACACACGGGCAGCUUCUAUCUACAGCUCAUGGGCAGAGGAGCAGCGCCAUCUGCAGACAAGUGGCCACAAGAUUGAAGCUGAUUCACGUACCCUCUGGGCCCACUGCUGGUGCCCUUUACUUCAGGGCAUCGCCUGCCUGUGCUGUGAUGCUCGGCGGCAGGUGCGGAUGCAGGCACUCACCUACCUGCAGCGAGCACUGCUGGUACACGAUCUGCAAAAGCUCGAUGCCCUGGAGUGGGAGUCAUGUUUCAACAAGGUGCUGUUUCCUCUCCUGACCAAGCUCUUGGAGAACAUUAGCCCUGCAGAUGUUGGUGGGAUGGAGGAGACCCGGAUGAGGGCCUCCACACUGCUCUCCAAGGUCUUCCUGCAGCACCUGUCUCCACUGCUGUCACUGUCCACCUUUGCGGCCCUCUGGCUGACCAUCCUGGACUUCAUGGACAAGUACAUGCAUGCAGGCUCCAGUGACUUACUGUCAGAGGCCAUCCCCGAGUCUCUGAAGAACAUGCUGCUGGUGAUGGACACGGCUGAGAUUUUCCACAGCGCGGAUGCCCGUGGAGGAAGCCCCUCGGCCCUCUGGGAGAUCACCUGGGAGCGCAUCGACUGCUUCCUGCCCCACCUCCGAGAUGAGCUCUUUAAGCAGACCGUCAUCCAGGACCCCGUGCCCGUGGAGCCUCACAGCCAAAAGCCUCUCAUCUCAGCCCACCUCGCCCCUGCCGCUGGGGACCCCAGGACCCCCAGCCAUCCUCCUGCCCCAGAGAUACCUUCUGAGCUGGGGACGUGUGACCUGGAGAAGCCUGAGGGCCCCCGAACCAGCAGCAGCUCGCCCAGCUCACCGGGGGCCCCCAGCCCCAGCAGGCUGAGCCCCACCCCUGAGGGGCCAACACCGCGGGCUCAGUCCCCACUGAUUCUGCAGCCUUUGGCCUCCCCACUGCAAGUGGGCGUGCCACCCAUGACUCUGCCCAUCAUUCUCAACCCGGCACUCAUUGAAGCCACCUCUCCAGUGCCCCUGCUGGCCACUCCCCGCCCCACAGACUCCAUCUCCACCUCCGAGGUCAACUAAGGCAGGCCCUGCACGCAGCAGGACAGAAACUUACCACCAGGCUGUCCCUGGCCCUGCUACCAGCUGUCCCAGAGGCCACAGUCUCUUCAAGCCCAGGCCAAGCUGCUACCGCUGCCCCUUGGAUUGGGAAAAAGAAUUUCUGUAGCCCCCUCGCUGGGACCCCUGAUGAACUGCAGGAUCUUCUUCCUCCUCUGCUCUUCAGUCCUUGGAAUUCAACCAGAGAGCACACGAGUGCCACCUGCAGCCUUUCUCUGGCUUGCAUCUCUGGGGAGGCAUCCCGGUGCCAACCCUACAGUGCCUGCCUAUGUGCCCUGCUGCCCAUGGUCAGGCUGAGAGUCAGGCCCAACCACUCUGCACUUUGUCCCCCUCUGCCACCUGAUGCCCCUCAGCCCUGGAGCAUCUUCCUCUGGUGCUUCCUCUCCUGUAUGAAUUAGUUGGUCAGUUUGGAGAGUUAAUCAGCACCAUAGAUUGUGGGCUGGUGGCUUGACGGGGGGCUGCCCGCAGGAGCAUGUACAUAUAGGAAAAUGGGACAACGAUGGACUUUUUAUGAUGUAAUAAAUGUCUUGGUAUCAA
Molecule: messenger RNA, 6540 nt
Organism: Ochotona princeps (American pika)
Lineage: Eukaryota; Metazoa; Chordata; Mammalia; Lagomorpha; Ochotonidae
Gene: GBF1
Product: golgi brefeldin A resistant guanine nucleotide exchange factor 1
Exons: 41
Coding region: 280-5967 (1895 amino acids)
Biological process (GO): regulation of ARF protein signal transduction
Molecular function (GO): guanyl-nucleotide exchange factor activity
Source: RefSeq, a predicted model, not a curated record